Eubalaena glacialis (North Atlantic right whale) is the source of this 2109-nucleotide messenger RNA. RefSeq names its product glycogen synthase 2 (gene GYS2). Lineage: Eukaryota; Metazoa; Chordata; Mammalia; Artiodactyla; Balaenidae. Gene Ontology annotation, cellular component: cytoplasm. Gene Ontology annotation, biological process: glycogen biosynthetic process. The transcript has 16 exons. The record is from RefSeq and is a predicted model, not a curated record. Bases 1 to 2109 code for a protein of 702 amino acids. Gene Ontology annotation, molecular function: alpha-1,4-glucan glucosyltransferase (UDP-glucose donor) activity.
AUGCUCCGAGGCCGAUCGCUAUCUGUGACAUCCCUGGGUGGGCUUCCUCGGUGGGAAGCCAGACUCCCUGUGGAGGAUUUACUUCUCUUUGAAGUCGCUUGGGAAGUGACCAAUAAAGUUGGUGGCAUCUACACUGUGAUUCAGACAAAGGCCAAAACAACAGCAGAUGAGUGGGGAGACAAUUACUUUCUGCUUGGUCCAUAUUUUGAGCAUAAUAUGAAGACUCAGGUGGAACAAUGUGAACCUGUAAAUGAUGCUGUGAGAAGAGCAGUGGACGCGAUGAACAAGCAUGGCUGCCAGGUGUACUUUGGAAGAUGGCUGAUAGAAGGGAGUCCUUACGUGGUGCUCUUUGACAUAAGCUAUUCGGCUUGGAACCUGGACAAGUGGAAAGGUGACCUCUGGGAAGCAUGCAAUGUUGGUAUCCCUCAUCACGACCAGGAAGCCAAUGAAAUGCUGAUAUUUGGAUCGUUAACUGCCUGGUUCUUGAAAGAGGUGACAGAUCAUGCCGAUGGGAAACACGCCAUUGUCCAAUUCCAUGAAUGGCAGGCUGGGACUGGACUGAUUCUUUCUCGAGCUCGGAAACUUCCGAUCGCUACGGUCUUUACCACUCACGCCACACUGCUUGGGAGGUAUCUCUGUGCAGCAAACAUCGAUUUCUACAACCAUCUUGAUAAGUUUAACAUAGACAAAGAGGCUGGGGAAAGGCAGAUUUAUCACCGGUAUUGCAUGGAGCGUGCCUCAGUCCAUUGUGCUCAUGUAUUCACCACUGUUUCUGAAAUAACAGCAAUAGAGGCAGAACACAUGCUGAAGAGAAAGCCUGAUGUAAUUACUCCAAAUGGCUUGAAUGUUAAGAAAUUUUCAGCAGUACAUGAGUUUCAAAAUCUCCAUGCCAUGUACAAGGCCAGGAUCCAAGAUUUUGUUCGAGGUCAUUUCUAUGGUCAUCUGGACUUUGAUCUUGAAAAAACGUUGUUCCUCUUCAUUGCUGGGAGGUAUGAGUUUUCAAACAAAGGAGCUGACAUCUUCCUAGAAUCCUUAUCCAGGCUAAAUUUCCUUCUGAGGAUGCAUAAAAGUGACGUCACCGUGGUGGUGUUUUUCAUUAUGCCUGCCAAGACAAAUAAUUUCAAUGUGGAAACCCUGAAAGGCCAGGCAGUGCGAAAACAGCUAUGGGACACUGCACAUUCUGUGAAGGAAAAGUUUGGAAAGAAACUGUAUGAUGCAUUAUUAAGAGGAGAAAUUCCUGACAUGAACAAUAUUUUGGAUCGAGACGAUCUGACAAUUAUGAAAAGAGCCAUCUUUUCAACUCAGCGGCAAUCUUUGCCCCCGGUGACGACUCACAACAUGAUUGAUGACUCCACAGAUCCCAUCCUCAGCACCAUUAGAAGGAUCGGGCUUUUCAACAGCCGUACAGACAGAGUCAAGGUGAUUUUGCACCCAGAGUUCCUAUCCUCUACCAGCCCCUUGUUACCCAUGGAUUAUGAAGAGUUUGUCCGAGGUUGUCAUCUUGGAGUAUUUCCAUCAUACUAUGAACCCUGGGGUUAUACUCCAGCUGAGUGCACUGUGAUGGGUAUCCCCAGUGUGACCACCAACCUCUCCGGCUUUGGGUGUUUCAUGCAGGAGCAUGUGGCUGAUCCCACUGCAUAUGGUAUUUACAUCGUUGACAGGCGAUUCCGCUCACUGGAUGAUUCUUGCAAUCAGCUGACUCAGUUUCUCUAUGGAUUUUGCAAACAGUCACGCCGCCAGAGGAUUAUUCAGAGGAACCGAACCGAGAGGCUUUCAGACCUUCUGGACUGGAGAUACUUAGGCAGAUAUUACCAGCAUGCCAGGCACCUGACAUUAAGCAGAGCUUUUCCAGAUAAAUUCCACACGGAAACCACAUCGCCACCAAUGACAGAAGGGUUUAAAUAUCCCAGGCCUUCCUCAGUACCACCUUCUCCUUCGGGAUCUCAGGUCUCUAGUCCUCAGAGCAGCGAUGUGGAGGAUGAGAAUGAGGAUGAAAGAUACGAUGAGGAAGAGGAGGCUGAAAGGGAUCGGUUAAAUAUCAAGUCACCAUUGUCUCUGAAUCAUGUUCCUCGCGGGAAGAAGAAGCUGCAUGGCGAAUACAAGAACUGA